Babesia microti strain RI is the source of this 777-nucleotide messenger RNA. RefSeq names its product 26S proteasome regulatory subunit N10. NCBI's taxonomy places the organism in Eukaryota, Apicomplexa, Aconoidasida, Piroplasmida, Babesiidae. Bases 1 to 777 code for a protein of 258 amino acids. The transcript has 3 exons. Gene Ontology annotation, biological process: proteasome-mediated ubiquitin-dependent protein catabolic process. Gene Ontology annotation, molecular function: polyubiquitin modification-dependent protein binding. The record is from RefSeq and is a predicted model, not a curated record. Gene Ontology annotation, cellular component: proteasome regulatory particle, base subcomplex; cytosol; nucleus.
AUGUCCAUAGAAGCUACACUCAUUUGUGUUGAUAACAGUGAGUAUUCUAGAAAUGGAGAUUUCGUUCCAAAUAGAAUUACGUGUCAAAGGGAGGCGAUAAGUUUGAUCGCAAGUGCCAAGUUAGCCACACAAUAUGAGAAUUCUGUUGGCAUAAUCGCCUUAGCUGGUGAACGAGCAUCGCUUUUACAUGCUCUUAGCAACGAUUUGAACAACUUUUUAGUUUCAUUGGAUUCUAUAAAGCCAGGAGGAAACUCUGACUUUUAUCGGGGAAUUCAAAUGGCACAAUUCGCUCUCAAACACCGCCAGAACAAGAAUUUGAAGCAGAGGAUCAUUUGUUUUGUUGCUUCUCCAAUUACCACACCCACUAAACACUUAGUUAACCUGGGCAAAAUGCUCAAAAAGAAUAACGUAUCUAUUGACAUUAUCAACAUAUGCUCAUCUGGAGAAAACGAUCAGAGGGUGGAAGCUCUAUUUAAUGCGGUAAACAGUCAGGGGCAGAGUCACUUGCUUGUUUGCAAACCUGGGCAGGCAAACGACCUAAACGAUGCUUUAAUCAAUUCGCAAAUACUAAACACCGGGGAAUUUGGACUGGGCACUAGCAGUCUUAAUGAUUUUGGCAUUGACCCCGAAGCUGAUUUGAAUUUGCAGAUGGCAUUGAGAAUUUCCAGAGAAGAAGAGGAAGAGAGACAGAAGAAUGAGGCGCUGAAACAAAUAAUGGCCAAUGAAGUACCUGAAAAAUCAGAUACAAAUGAAGACAAUCCCAAAAGAGAGGAUUGA